AGUUUACCGCGGACCUCGAAACGACGCGGACGAAUGUCGCGCUCGUUGAUCUAUUUAAAGAUUAACAUAAACUUGAUAAUUGGUGAAAUUGAUAUUGAACAUAGAGUGUAACAAAUAUAAAGGAAUAAGAUUUGUCGGUUUUGGUUUAAAACAAACAAACUUUUCAUUACAAAAAGGAAAAGUUAACGGUACGCAAGGACAGUGUUUGAAAGUUUAGUUCGCAGGUUUGAAAAGUGAUAUUCUUUUUCGAUAUAUAAAUUCGUUCAACUACGUGGAUUUUUGCGUGUCAAAACGUUAUAGAAGAUUUCACAGUGCUGCGAUAAGGAAUUCAUAUAAUUACAGUUUUAUUAUCUGAAAGCCGCUAGGGUGUUGUGAAGAUAUUCAACAAUGACAUAAGAGCUACAUCAAAAUGGCGUUAAGAUUAAAAAAGGAUAUUAAGAAAGCAUCAUACUAUGUGUGGUUCCUCGGUGCUCAGGAGUCACGUGGAUUACGUGGCGAGGAAUUUGCUAUACCAGCCAUCAGGAUAUUAGAAGAGAGAGCAAGGGACUUGGAACCGUUUAAAGUCACUUUACAAGUCUCCCACAAAGGUCUGAAGAUUAUCCAGAAUGUGACAGCCAAAGGCAAACAACAGACGAUCAAGCACUUCAUACCUCAUGGCAGCAUCACCAGCGCAGUGGUCCAAGGUGACGUGGUGGCAUGUGUACUGCUGCUGUACAACCCGUUGACCGGUUGUCCUGUACACGUCCAUGCUUACAGAUGCGAUUCUGAUCAUACAGCAGAGAUGCUCUACACACACUUACAAGCGUUAAUAGAAAGGCCGGAAAACCAAAAGAAGUUCGCCGACAUCGAACGUAAGCUGCAAAUGAGAGGCGCCCUGCCAUCUUCGAAGAAACCACCGGAUUCUUCACUAGGAAGCGAAGUGUCCAGAGAAUCAGAUUCUGGAAGCAACGAGGAACGAUGCGUGGCGAACCUGUAUGACAGUUUAGCCGCAGAAUUGAAACAGAAGUUGUCAACAGGUAAAAAGGGCAUAGGCAAGAGCCCAAUACUUCUGCCACCGCGGGACUAUGACACGGUGCACAGACAGAAAGGCAAUCUUAGCAACAUCGACACCCGGCGAUGCCUCAACCAGAACAUAGUAGGGGUGAACGCUAGGCGCAAACUGGAGUCGUCCGGUGGAAGUUCUGGCAUCGGCAGCGAUCUCGCUCCCUCGCCAGAGAGGAACGACUACUCGAGGCAGCACGACAACCACAGCACUAGCGAGGAAGACUGGGCCGAGAGCACAGCGUACUUGAUGCAUGAGGCGUUUGAGGCCUCUCCGCCCAGACGCGCUACCUCACCACGACGAGCUACGUCACCUCGCCGCUCAUCACCACCACAUCGAACACUCUCCCCUCGCGGCUACGACCGUCCAUACAACGAUGACUAUCAAGACCAAUUCCGAGACCAACUAGCACCUUUCAGAGACGCCACUUUCGAAAGAAGGUUCCGUCACGAAUCCCUAGAACACAUCAGCAAAGAGAAACCUGAAAAAUACGUCGAUGACAGCACAAAUUACAGGCGACGAUACGUCGCUGAAACUAAACCCUCUAAUCGAAGCAUUGACAGAGUUGAAGAUCGCAGAUUCGGAAAAUUACAGCGAGGAGCCAGCGAAGGUAGCUUGAAAAUAGCUGAUACUUCUCCGAAAGAUCGCUUCAACGUUGCUAAAGAGAAGUUCAUGAAUCUGGAAAGAGAAAGAUUCAAUAGAGAACUGGAGCAACAUAUGGCGAUACGCAGGAGCAUGCUCGAAAGGAAUAGUCGUUCGACUUCUUCCCCAGAGGAGGAAAGAAGGGACGAGCGACAAGAGCGUCACCGGGAGCUGAGCUCUCGCAGAGAACCUGAACGUUCUCAAAGGGAUAUUGAGCGUUCUCACAGGGAGCCAGAAAGACGCAAGGAUGAUAGGGUACGCGAAGAAUCCAGAGAGUUGAUACACAGGGACAUUGAACGACUUCCCAGAGUAGGCAGGAAACGCGAUGAUGUUAAAAGGUACGAAUACGGUACCGAGGACUAUUUGAAUAGGACUGAACCAAAGCCGCAUAGAGAAGAUUUUGAUAGAUAUAGGGAAAAAAGGGAAUUGGAUCGUCGCAUCGACGAAGAUGAGAUAAUAGAGCCAGUAAUAGAAGACCGCAGAAGGGACUGGACUGAUAGGCAAAGAGGUUUUAGCCGAUCGCGGUUGCUGGAUGACCAACGUCAGUCUUAUGCAGAGGGAGACAGAGACAGAUAUUUCGAGAGAGAUUAUAGGGAUUUCCGUGAGCUCGCAGACAGACAGCCAUCGAAGUUCCGUCAUAGCUACGCAGAACCGAUACCUAGAGGACGACUAGGCACUGUCCGCCCGUACUAAAAUCAAGCCAUAAUAGAGUAUAAAUCAUUAAUUAAAAAAUAUGUUUGUACUGUCGUCGAUUUGAUAUCACACCAUAUUUGAAAUAUCUAACUUAAUAGAUAUUUAAUUUGAAUCUAAAUAUUCUUGACAUAUAUAACGAAUUACCCUACGGGCAUGGAUAAUAAUUUAAUUUCUCGAGGCCAUUAUGAUCGUACCUAGAUUAAAAUCCGAACAAAAAAUGUAUAUUAUCUUAACGUUUAUGUUAUGUUUAAGAUAAAUUUAAGAAUUUAACCUUUUCUAUGAAUAAAAACAUAAUGUU
Molecule: messenger RNA, 2675 nt
Organism: Diatraea saccharalis (sugarcane borer)
Lineage: Eukaryota; Metazoa; Arthropoda; Insecta; Lepidoptera; Crambidae
Source: the annotation of a GenBank genome assembly